Apis dorsata (giant honeybee) is the source of this 9716-nucleotide messenger RNA. RefSeq names its product multiple epidermal growth factor-like domains protein 8 (gene Megf8). NCBI's taxonomy places the organism in Eukaryota, Metazoa, Arthropoda, Insecta, Hymenoptera, Apidae. The coding region runs from base 1 to 9129 and encodes 3042 amino acids. Gene Ontology annotation, molecular function: protein binding; calcium ion binding. The transcript is spliced from 24 exons. The record is from RefSeq and is a predicted model, not a curated record.
AUGGGGUGGGUUUUGUCCACCAUAAUAUGGAUUACUAUAUGGAGUUGCCUCUUGCGGGGCUUAGAAUUAGCUCCACAGACAUCUCCAAAACAAAUUCCAUGUGAUAAAACAAGAAAAGUUUUUACUGAUUCUUGGGGAAUUAUUAGUGAUGGACCAUUGGGCUCAAAUUAUACUCAAGAUUCUCAUUGUGAAUGGCUUAUAAAAGCAAAUAAUAGUCGACAAUUUAUUACUUUAAGUUUUCGUACAAUGGGAACAGAAUGUAGCUAUGAUUAUGUUUUUGUUUAUGAUGGAGAUUCUUUCCGAUCUCCUCUUUUAGGCAGUUUCAGUGGUAAAACUGAACCACAACAAGUAACAUCAUCAUCUGGCUAUAUGUUAAUACUAUUGUACAGUGAUACAAACUAUGUUUUGGAUGGUUUCCAUGCAGAAUUUUCAGUUACAAAUUGUUCAAAUAAUUGUACAAAUCAUGGCAAAUGUAUUGAUAAUACAUGCUUUUGUGAGGAUGAUUGGGGUGGACGAGAUUGUUCUAGAGCUCUUUGUCCAAAUAAUUGCAGUUAUAGUGGAAAAUGUGAUUUAAAACGAUGUCACUGUCAAAAUGGAUAUUCAGGACAAUCUUGUUCAUUACAUAAAAUGCAUCCUGAAGGCAACAAAUGGCACUGGCUUUCUCAUUCAGAAGGUGGAUUAAGGCCACGGGCAGCACAUACUGCAGUUUAUAUAAAAGAAACUGAUUCUCUUUAUGUUUUUGGUGGCUAUGAUCUUAAUUAUAUACUUGAUAAUUUGGAAGUGUAUCGAUUUAAUAUAAGUCAAUGGGAAGACGAAUAUGGUAAUGAAUUAGAAGGCAUCUCAUCUGCAGAACAUUUAGAUCCUAUACUUCUUGCUCUUGAAUUAAAAGGAACAAAUGCAGAUGAAAAAGAAUUAUAUGGUCUUCGUACUUCAUCUUUUAUAUGGAAAUUGCUUUCUGGUAUUAAAGAUAAUAAUAAUACCUUUAAUUCACGUAAUCUUGCAAAUGUAGAAAAAAGAUAUGGUUGGUCAGAAUUUAGGAUUGGAGAUCAUAAUGAUCGUGAAAAAAAAAUUCAUGAAACUAAAGAUAAUGAAACUAGUAGAAGUACAGUUAGAAUAGAAAGAAAUGAUGAUUUUAGAAAAAAACAUUCUAGACAUACUAGACCUCGAUAUGCACAAACUGCAAGACAUCGUAGAAAUCUUGAAAAUCUAAAUUUCUAUAAAAAAUUUCAUACUUCAAAUAUAAAAAGUGAUAUAUUAAAUUGGGAAGAGGAAAUUGCAGAAGAUUCUAUUGGAGAUAAUAUUUAUGUUCAAGAACCUAAAAUAAGAGACGAAUUAUUUAAAGAUGAAUCUACUAAAUCAUCAAUUGACAAAUUACCUAAACCAAGUCCGCGAUAUGGCCAUGCUGCUUGUAGAUAUGAUGGUGGUUUUGUUAUAUAUGGUGGAAAAGUACAAGAUGGUUCUUUAUCUAAUGAAUUAUGGUAUUACAAUGUUAAUACACGUUCCUGGACAUUAAGAGCAAAAAAUUCUCCAUUUUAUCCUCCACAAUUAACAAGACAUACACUUACUUUAGCAAAUAAUUACAUUUAUCUUUUUGGUGGUAGUACAGUUGAUGGUGAAUUUUCAUCAAAUUUAUAUAAGAUUAAAUUGAAUUUAUCUGAUCCUACAGCAACUACAGAAAAAUGGAAAGAAGUACAUCCUCGAGGAGGUAAAGAAUUAGAUGUACGUGUAGUUGCACAUUCAACUGUAUAUCAUGAAGCUACUAAUUCUUUAUUAAUUUAUGGAGGAGUAGUAGCUAGUGUAGCACGAUUUAGUAAAUUAUCAGAUAGAAUGUUUGUAUUUCAACUUGACAGAAAAGUUUGGUCUGAAAUUCAUUAUCCAAGAGCACAUUUAAGAGAUACUUAUGUUCCAAGAGAACGAGCAUUUCAUACCUGUAAUAUUAUAGGAAAUUACUUAGUUGUAUUUGGUGGAUAUUCUCAUAGACAUAAUAAAGAAGAAAUAUGUUAUGAUAAUCAGAUGUAUCUUUAUCAUUUAGGCUGUCACGCUUGGGUAAGCCAUGAUGUAUUAGGUUUAAAUGAUAAAGACUCUCGUUAUCCAAAACAACAGGGAGUAUUUGCACAUGCAGCAGAUGUACGGAAUGGAAAUACAUUAUUAUUAGUUGGUGGUUAUCAUGGAAAUGUAAAUGCUGAUUUACUUGCAUAUACAUUACCACCAAUGCUUGCUCCAGGAGAUGAAGAUAAUAUAGAACCUGAGCAAAUUUGUUCAAGACAUAAAAGUUUGAUGGAAUGUACAGCUAAUCCAGAAUGUGGUUGGUGUUCGGCAGACGAGAUAUGUUAUGGUAGGACUAUUGGUAGUAAUUGUACAACAAAUCUUCAAACGACGCGUUGUCUAGGUGUUUGUCCUGCGCUUGGAGAUUGUCAUUCUUGUUUAAUACAUGGUCAACCUGGUGGAGGAUGGGGUACAACUGCACGUGGAAAAAAGUCUGUGUCUAAUAAAUUAAAUCGCGGAACUUGUACUUGGUGUGUUCAAAAUGCACGUUGUCAUCAUAAAGAUGAUAAUUAUGGUGUUUGUGGACUUCGAGAUGAUACACUAUCUCAAAUACCGGGAUGGUGGGGAUCGAAAGGUACAGAAAUUAUAAAAGUUGAAGAAUGUCGGGAAAUGGAUAAAAGACCAGGAUUAACAUUUUUAAAAUAUAAACCUCCAGUAAAUUUUACUCAACCUGAUUCAGUUACGAUAGUUAAUGCUACUACAGUAGAUUUUAGUGUUCCAUCCAUGCAAGGAGCAAAAACAGAAUCAGCACUUGGUGGAGAAAUGAUUGCUAGAUUAAUUGGUUUUCUUAGACCACCUCAAGAUUUUUGGGAUAGCACAGUAGAACAUUUGAAAAUUUGUGUUAGUUACAAUAGUGCAACAUUACAUGUAUCAAGAAGUGAUGAUCCUCAAGAAUUGGAAUUAGUUGCAAAUUUAACUGCUGAGACAUCGCAAUGUAUUUCAACAAAAUGGCCAGAUGGACAUCAAAUGAUGUUAUUACCAGGUCGAUAUUUAUUAGAUUUCGAGUCAAAAAGAAUGGUUACUACCAGUAGUUAUGCAUAUGCUAGCAAAAUGGAAAUUACUCAUAACAAAAAAACUGAAAAUCCAAAAGUAUUUACAUUUGAAUAUCUCGAACCAUUUCAAAACGGUUCUUGUCAUCAAUAUAAAAACUGCCUCCAUUGUUUAACUGAUUCUUCAUGUGGUUGGUGCGAUAUUAUUAAUAAAUGUCUUUCACGUUCAAUUAACGAAACAGAAAGCUGUAUAGCUGAUGUAGAAUGGGAUGAAGAUAGAAAUCCUAUUCGCGAAUGGCAUUAUUUAACUAUAACUCCUUCAGCUUGUGCUAAUUGUUCUAAUUAUAUAUCAUGUGAAUCUUGUGUUGGUAGUAAUUUGUGUGAAUGGUGGACAGAAGAAGCUCGUUGCGCAAGAAUAGGUAGAUUACCUAAUGCAGUUAUUAGCUUUGAUCAAUGUCCAAUUCCAUGUAGACAACGUUCAAAUUGUACACAAUGUUUAGAUGAGCGUGGAAGAUGUGUUUGGUGUGAGGCCACACAAGAAUGUUUUUCUUUCUCAGUAUAUACAUCUGAAUAUCAAUUUGGUUUAUGUCGAGAAUGGAUGGAUCAGGCUGGUUUAAUGGGAGUAACAUCAAGGUCAGGAUCAUCCUUAACAGGCAAUGAUCAAUGCAAAAGUUGUACUCGGCACACAAAUUGUUCUAGUUGUUUACAUUCAUUGAGUUGUGGAUGGUGUUACAGUUUAGAAAAUCCUAUUAUAGGAGCAUGUGUUCAAGGAGAUUUCAAUCAACCACAUGUCAAUUGUAGUUUAAUUAUCAAUGAAUAUCAAAAUACAACUUUAGAGAUCGACGAAUCAGGUUGGGCAUAUGCUCAAUGUCCAGAUGUUGAUGAAUGUGACUUAGGUUUACAUGAUUGUCAUCUUAAUGCAGUAUGCACAAAUACUCAUGGUAGUUUUAGCUGUCAAUGUAAAAGAGGUUUUAAUGGAGAUGGCAAAGAAAAUUGUACUAAGACUUGUUAUGAAAAAUGUGUUAAUGGUUAUUGUAGUGAAGCUCCUGAUUAUAAAUGUGAAUGCAAUUUAGGAUGGACAGGACCAGAUUGUAGAAUAAAUUGUGGUUGUUAUAAUCACUCUACUUGCAUACAAGGACCAGGUAUUUGUGAUAAAUGUCAAGAUUGGACUACUGGUAGAUAUUGCGAAGAAUGUAAGGCAGGCAGUUAUGGUAAUGCUACAACACCUCUUGGAUGUAAAAAGUGCAAUUGUAAUGAACAUGGAGAUAAAGAUCUAGGAAUCUGCAAUCGACAAACUGGUGUAUGUUUUUGUCGUGAUAAUACGCAAGGGGAUAUGUGUCAACGUUGUAAGAAAGGUUAUUACGGCGAUCCAAGAGAUGGCGGAAUGUGCUAUUAUAGUUGUAUGUCCCGAGGAAUGCUUGGCGGAGAAGGAAAUGGCAAACAAGGUCUUGGCAGCAGACACUCACAAUUAUCAUUAUGGGAAAGUCAUUUUGGAGAUUCUCCAACAAGAGAGUGUCUUUGGAUAGUUAGUCCAAAAACAGAUCUUUCAUCAGACAACAUGCUCUCAGGAAUACAAAAUGUAAUACAAUUUACUAUACAUGAUGAUAUUAAUGUUAGUUGUCAAGAAAAUAGUGUUUAUGUAUAUGAUGGACUUCCCGAAUUUGUUUCAUCAGUGACUAGUCAUCAGAGUCAACUUUUAGGUGUUUAUUGUACAGAAAGUACAGAUUAUCCCGUUACUGUAGAAGCUAAAUCAGGAUUUCUUACUGUUCAUUAUAAACAAUUGGAUGAAGUAGAAGGCUUCAAUGCAAGUUAUUUAAUAAUGACUUGUAAUAAUUGUCCCGGAAAUCGGGAAUGUCGAAAUGGUAAUUGCUUAUGUAAAGCUGGUUUUGUAGGAAUCAAUUGCAAUAUUGAAAUAUGUCCUAAUAAUUGCACUUCAACUAAGAAACAAGGAAUUUGCGAUAAAGGUUAUGGCCGUUGUGUCUGUAUACCUGGUUAUGGAGGACGUGAUUGCUCAAUUAAGAUUAAAGAACAUCAAUUAAUUUUUACUGAAUUGUUUAACUCAGAAUAUUUAGCUGAUCAUUUGGAUCAUCUGAGGAAAACUUUACCACGAUUUGGUCAUACAUUGGUUGCUGAUAGAAGGGGUAGUUUAUGGAUGUUUGGAGGCUAUUCUCUUAGUCAUGGACCUCUAAAUGAUAUUAGACUUUUUGAUACUAAAAAUAACACAUGGAUGCCUAUUACUGUAGAAUCUACUUCAAAGGCCUCUAUGCCUCAAGGUAGAUACUUCCAUGCAACUGAAAUAGUUCAUAGUAAACAACAAAUAUAUGUUUAUGGUGGUUUGACAAUGAAACAAGAAGAUAUUCAAGGUUUAUCAAAUAACACUCUUAGCGAUUUUUGGAAAUUUAGUCUACAAAAUCAAAGAUGGAUGCAAAUCAUACAAGAUAAAUUUAAAAAAGAACCACCAUCUUUAGCUGGACAUACAUUAACUCUUCGUAGAAAUGGAGAAUCAGAAAGUCUAAUAUUAAUUGGAGGAUUCAGUCCUAAGUAUGGUUAUCUUGACACAGUAUGGGAAUUCAAUUUAGAAACAGAAGCUUGGGAUACAAUAAAUACAAUUGGAAAUGGACCAUUAGGAGUAUAUGGCCAUUCAACUGUAUAUCAUAGCAAGUCUGAUAGUUUUUAUAUUUUCGGUGGAUACACUUAUGCAAUAAAUCGAACAUUUAUUUCUAAUAAAUUAUACGCAUUGAAUUAUAAAACUCGUAUGUGGUCUGUACUUCCUCCAUUUGAUGAUGAUCUCACUGAUGGAAGUAGUUUGCCACAAGCUAGAUUUCUUCAUUCUGCUGUUACCACUGAUGAAUAUAUGGUGAUAUUUGGUGGUCGUCAAAAUCCACAUAAUACUUCGGAUUCAUUGAUUGCUUAUAAAUAUUCAUGUAAUUUAUGGAUUCGUUUAAUAACAAAAGAUAUGGAAGUUAUUGGAUAUCCACCACCUCCAGCAUAUGCUCAUGCAAUGACUCAUGCUGAUCCAGAAUCUAAUGCUGUAUAUGUAGUUGGUGGUUUUGAUGGUGGAAUUAAAAGUCAUGUUACUCUUAUAAAUAUACCGGAAGAUUUGUGUAAUCUUUGGACAGAUAAAAUAACUUGCAGAAAAUAUUUUGGAUGUUCUUUUUGUUCUGUUAUUACAAUUAGUGGAAAUAAUGCUUCAUUUUGUUUUUCUAAUGAAAUAUCAAUUAAUAAGGAUGAUAGAUGUGAUAUUAAUGUUACUCAAGCUCAACGAUCAAAUGGAAUCUUUUGUAAUUUAGAAUGGAUGAUGAGUAGAAAAUGCCAAAAUUUUAAAACUUGUACAGAAUGUUUAGCAGAAUGGCCAUAUUAUAAAAGUGAAGAACCAGUGUGUAAAUGGUGUACAAAUUGUCCAAAUGGAAAGUGUAUACCAUCUGAGAAAGAUUGCGACGAAUUAAAUAAAUGCAGUAUUAGACAAAUAUCAGUAACAGAUGUAAAUCAAUGUGGAGAACGUCAAUGUCCAGCAAGUGAUUGCGAGAAAUGUAAUAAUCUUGAAGGUUGUGUGUGGACAAGGCAGGUUUUAAAAACUUCUGAAUUGGGACUUGCAGUAACAGGAGAACCUGUCUAUGAUUGGAAUUGUGUACCAGAACAUAUUUUUGAAAGAUCAAGUAUUAAAAUGGGAAGUACGCAAUGUGAAAAACGAUGUGGUGAUCAUAAGGACUGUAAAAACUGUCUAAAAGGUACAGGAGCCGAAGGUGGUUGGCGAGAAUGUAGAUGGUCAACGCAACUUAAUGAAUGUAUUUCUCCAUCAUAUCAACCUCUGUACUGUGCUGGCGGUGUAUGUGGUUUAGUAUUACGUAGUUCUGAUAUGGAUCAUUGUCCUGAACCAUGUUCAGUUUUUAAACAAUGCAGUACAUGUUUAAAACAUUCACAUUGUGGUUGGUGUUCUUUUGAUUCAGCUAAUAUAACUGGUCAAGGAAUAUGUACAGAAGGUUCAUUAGAAGCACCAGCAGAUCAUCCAGCUGGUGGAACAUGUGAAAUGUUAUAUUAUCAACAAUUACCCACAGUUGAACUAAAGUUUCUAGAAAUCUCAGAUAAUGUUACAAUGUCAAUUCCAAAUGUGAUGUCGAAACCAAUAUUUUCUUGGCAUUAUGUGCGAUGCCCACCAGAAAAUGAAUGUACGAAUGGCCACCAUACAUGUUCCAUAAAAAGUGAAAAAUGUUUUGAUUUAGAAGAAGGAUUUGAAUGCAUGUGUGGCGACGGAUAUAAAACUGAAACUCCAUCAUCAUUUAAUGAAUUUGGAAGAAAAAUUUGCGUUCCAAUGUGUACACAAGGUUGUGUUAGAGGAACAUGCAUAGAACCAAAUAUUUGUCGUUGUGACUUCGGUUAUGUAGGUGCCAAUUGUUCCAUUCAGUGCCAAUGUAAUGGUCAUAGUAAUUGUGCAGGCCCAGAUAAAUUAGACGUUUGUUUAGAAUGUCAUAAUAAUACAAUGGGACCACAAUGUGACAAAUGUAGACCUUUAUUUGUUGGAAAUCCAGCAGAUAAUGGUCAAUGUGUACCAUGUCUUGAAUAUUGCAAUGGACAUACUCGAAUAUGUAUUAAUGAAAGCAUGACUGUACCGGAUCCAAAUUCAAUUGAAAAAAUGUCUAUAGAAUUACUAGAAAAACAAUUAGUCGAAGGCCCUGUAGCUAAAGCCAAAUGUGUAAAUUGUGGAAAUAAUACAAGAGGUGACAAAUGUGGUGAAUGUAUGACUGGUUAUUUCAGAGGAACAGAAGAUCUUCGUGAUAUAUGUCGAUCUUGUCAAUGCCAUGGACAUGGAUUCACUUGUGAUCCAGUAACAGGAGAAAAAUGCAAUUGUGGUAAUAAUACAGAAAGUGAUCCAACUUGUACUAGUGGACCUAUGAAAAGUACAAAUACUGGUAGUUCACCAUGUUGGAUGGUACAAUGUAGUAAAUGUAAAGAAAAUUAUGCUGGGACACCAACAAUGGGUCAUCAAUGUUAUAAAACUGUAACUGUUGACAACAAAAUGUGCUUUGAUUCUAAAUUAAUAGGAGGAUCUUAUGAUGAGUGUAAAAUGAAACCAAAACCAUUGAAUCCCGGUCAAACGGUAUUUUAUAUGGUACAGCCUCGUUUUAUGAAUGUUGAUAUUAGAGUUAUGGUGGAUGUUACACAAGGGGCUUUAGAUCUAUUUCUUAGCCCUCGAGAUGAUUCUUUUGUUGUUACAUUAAAUUCAACAACAGGAUAUCAAGAUGUUGAACUAGACAGUAGAUUUAUGUGGCGAAAAAAUUCACAUAAUAUGUGGUUAGAUGAACAGACUCGUAGUCAAAUGAGAUUAGUCGAAUUCCAACCUCAUAAUACUUUUUCAUUUGCUUUAAAUGGCACUACAACCGAACCGAAUUGGAAUACUGGUCCUCAGUAUAUUGUAAUGGAAAGAUAUGCAGAAGGUUUAGCUACAUUUUUAACAAUCGAGAAUAGAAAUACAUUUUUGGUAGUUAGAAAUCUUACGAAUCGGUUAGUGUUAACAUUACCACAAGACAAACAUGAACUUCAUGAAACAAAAUUUCACAUCGCGUUAAGAGCGAUUGAUCCUGUGCAUCCAGAAAUUAGUGGUCGAGCUGCUUACGGAAUGAUUUUCUUUCGACAGGAUCAACUUCAUAUUGAUUUGUUUGUCUUUUUCUCCGUAUUCUUCUCUUGUUUCUUUUUAUUUUUAGCCGGUUGUGUAGUUGCAUGGAAAACGAAACAAGCAGCGGAUGUUCGAAGAGCACGGAGAAGACAUGUUGUCGAAAUGUUGCAUAUGGCUAAAAGACCUUUCGCAUCAGCUACUAUCAUUUACGAUCGAGAUGGUAAUGACUGUAAUCCAAGCUCGCCUCAGCGAAAAAGCAGACGUAAUAAAUUAGUCAGCUUUCAUAGUGAUGUUAGACCUGUAGCAGUUGAACCUACUGAUGAUGGAGUUGCGGCUGUAGCCACUGUUUUCAUUAGAUUGCCUGGAGGUCGACAAGCUCCAGUUAAAUUAGCUCUUGGUAGCUCAUUAAUACUGUUAACUAGAGUUUAUCCAGUUAACAGUAGAGUGUUCCUAAGACGUAGAAACAGUCAUGCAUUGAACUGAUCUUCUUUCUAUAAAUAUUUGUUUCGGCUAUUUUUAAGUCUGUUUAUGCUCUCAAAAUUUAUAGCAAAAACAUGUAGCAUGUUUAUUUUUUACAAUUAUUAAUCAUUUUUUUGUUGAUCUCAUCUUUUUAAUCGUCAAUCUUGUGGUAUCAUAAUACAUAAAAUCAUUUUUCAAAUUGGAAAACUUUUUAUAGCAGAUAGCAUUUAUAUUUCUCGAAUUUAUAUAAGUUGAAUCGAUUUUCAAUCAUUGAAUUUUUAAUAAUAUUGUUUGUUUAUUGGCAUUAUUCAAUGUCUGCCAGUAAUAUGAAAUUUUAGUCGAAAGGUUGUAUUAUAGUUAUAGAGAAACACUUGUAAGGAUAUUUAAAUUAAAUGAUAAUAUAUAUACAUAUACACAAAUACAUAUAUAUUGUCAUACCAUUCCAUGACGAGACUGUAUGUUUGUAUAUAAAAAUCUGUAAUUUACACGAUUUUGUAGAAGCAUUUUAUGUAACAAGACAUGAUUUUAUGUCUUGAAACAUUUGUAGCUAUCUUCAGAGGAAAAUCAAUGAAUUUUGUUGAUAUUUUAAGAAAUUUUCUAUAACUAUCUAU